UCACGUUUCAGCCUGCCCUCACCCCCUAUUUAUCACCUCCAUCUGACGAGAAAGUUUAGGUUCAAAGUCUGGGUCCAAAAUUUCUUAGUUAUUAUUAAACUUUUUUAGAUUUAAAGUUCUUAUUUACAAAAUAAGUGUUUAAAUAUGUCUAAUAGCAAGAUGUUUAAAGCACUAAAGAUCCUCAAAAGCCGCAAUAAUGUAAAUUUCUUAAAUAGGCUGCCUAGCAGAUCCUAUGCGGCGGCAGCAACUUCGCAAGUUCACACGAAAUGUAAAUUAGUAAAUGGAGUAUAUGUUGUUACAUUAGAUUCACCUAAUGUUAAGGUUAACUCGUUAAAUGUAGCUGUUAUGGAUGAAGUCAGAAACAUCAUCAAUGAAGUUGAAUCGAACCCUGCCAUUGAAGCUGCAGUUUUGAUAUCAGGAAAGCCAGGAUGCUUCAUAGCUGGGGCUGAUAUAACAAUGCUUGAAAAUUGCAAAACUAAAGAGGAAGUUGUAGCUCUCUCUAAAAAUGGUCAUGAUAUCUUCAAAAGAAUUGAAUCAUCACGUAAGCCAUAUAUAGCAGCCAUCCAAGGCAGUUGUCUUGGUGGAGGGCUAGAGACAGCUCUUGCUUGCAAAUAUAGAAUUGCUGUAAAAGAUGCAAAGACUGGAUUUGGCCUUCCUGAAGUCAUGCUCGGACUUCUACCUGGAGGUGGUGGUACUCAAAGGAUGCCUAAGCUAACAUCAAUUCCUACAACUUUGGACCUAGCGCUUACUGGAAAAACUGUCAAGGCUGAUAAAGCAAAGAAACUUGGAAUAGUCGAUUUAUUAGUGUCACCUUUGGGACCAGGCAUGGGACAGCCCGAAAGCAACACAAUGAAGUACCUCGAGAAUGUUGCUGUCCUAGUAGCAAAGGAUAUUGCUUCAGGAAAAAUAUCUGUUGAUCGCACUAAAAAGGGAUUGGUUAAUAAAAUAACAGCUUCUGUCAUGCAGUGGGAUUAUGUGAAGAAUAUGAUUUUCAAUAAAGCUAAAGAACAAGUAAUGAAAGCAUCAGGUGGCUUAUAUCCUGCACCACUGAAAAUUCUUGAUGUUGUAAGGACAGGAGUUGAUAAGGGCCCUGUUGCCGGAUAUGAGGCAGAGGCUGAAGGUUUUGGAGAACUUGCCAUGACACCUCAGAGCAAAGGGCUUAUUGGUCUCUUCCGGGGACAGACAGAGUGCAAAAAAAACAGAUUUGGUAAAUCACAAGUUGAAGUUAAGAAUAUUGGUGUCCUCGGUGCUGGGCUGAUGGGUGCGGGUAUAGUACAGGUAUCCAUCGACAAAGGCUACAAAGUUGUAAUGAAAGAUGCUACCAAUGCUGGUCUAUAUCGUGGAGUAGGACAAAUUCAAAAUGGCCUUGUGAAUGCUGUCAAAAGGAAGCGAGUUUCUUCCUUACAAAAAGACAAAUUUAUGUCAAAUCUACUACCAACUCUGGACUAUGGCAAAUUCAAGAAUACUGACUGUGUGAUUGAAGCUGUGUUUGAGGACAUCAAUAUCAAGCACAAAGUUAUCAAAGAGUUAGAGGCAGUGGUGCCCAAACAUUGCAUUAUUGCCACCAACACCAGUGCUAUUCCUAUCACUAAGAUAGCAGCUGGUAGUAGCCGACCAGAGAAGGUUAUUGGUAUGCACUACUUCUCGCCGGUGGACAGGAUGCAGCUGUUGGAAAUCAUUCGCCACCCCGGAACCAGCGACGACACGGCGGCCGCAGCCGUAGCCGUGGGGCUGAAGCAGGGCAAGGUGGUCAUCACUGUCGGCGACGGACCCGGCUUCUACACCACGCGCAUCCUUUCCACUAUGCUCAGUGAGGCUAUGAGACUCCUUCAAGAGGGUGUAGAUCCUAAAGAUCUAGACAAAAUGACAAAGCAGUUUGGUUUCCCUGUAGGCGCUGCCACAUUAGCUGAUGAAGUUGGCAUUGAUGUUGGAUCUCACAUUGCUGUCGACUUAUACAAGGCUUUCGGCGAUCGUAUUAGUGGUGGAGACUUGAACAUAAUGCAAGAUCUUGUUAAAGCUGGGUUCAUGGGAAGGAAGUCCGGCAAAGGUUUCUAUGUAUACGAAAAAGGAUCUAAAAGCCGAGAUGUUAAUCAAGAAGCUGUACAAAUAUUAAAAGACAGAUACCCUCUUGAACCCCGUGGUGCUAACACAGUUGAAGAUCAACAAUUGAGAAUGGUAUCUAGGUUUGUUAACGAAGCUGUAUUAUCAUUAGAAGAAAAAAUUCUUCACAGUCCCCUAGAAGGUGAUGUAGGUGCUGUAUUUGGCCUUGGAUUCCCGCCUUUCACUGGUGGACCUUUCCGAUGGGUUGAUCGUUUUGGUGCUGACAAAUUGGUGAAGAAAAUGGAAGAAUAUCAUGGACUCUAUGGAGCACCAUUCAAGCCAGCACAAACUUUAGUAGACAUGGCGAGAGACACCAGCAAGAAAUUUUACAAUAAUUAAAUGAGCUGAAAAAAUGGACCUGCUAUGACUACAUUUACCUCCUCAUCGCAGCUCUUCCAUAUUUUUAAUACUGCCUUCUUUUGCAUGAUAUUUCGAAAACUACUAAUAAUUUACACAAAAAAAUAAACCUGUAGUUAAUCAAGCUGAUAAGAUCUAUAGUCAGAAUUGCAUUGUUAUAAUUAUGACAUAUUUAAAACCCAGAUUAUUAAUUAAGAGUGGUUGAUUUUUUAGCUAGAAUGAUUGAAAAUAUAUUGGUCAUAUUUAUUUAGUUUUAAGGAAAAUAUAUUUUUGCUAUAUGUAUAACCUAAUGAUACGAAAAUGAGCAUGUAACUUGAGCGUGUUUUGUGAAUCCCUAUUUUCUGGAUUGAUGAAACGAUAUUGUCGAAAAUCAUACUUUAUAAAUAAAUAUUAAUAGUAUUUAAA
Molecule: messenger RNA, 2862 nt
Organism: Vanessa atalanta (red admiral)
Lineage: Eukaryota; Metazoa; Arthropoda; Insecta; Lepidoptera; Nymphalidae
Gene: Mtpalpha
Product: trifunctional enzyme subunit alpha, mitochondrial
Exons: 14
Coding region: 145-2439 (764 amino acids)
Biological process (GO): fatty acid beta-oxidation
Cellular component (GO): mitochondrial fatty acid beta-oxidation multienzyme complex; mitochondrion
Molecular function (GO): NAD+ binding; enoyl-CoA hydratase activity; long-chain (3S)-3-hydroxyacyl-CoA dehydrogenase (NAD+) activity
Source: RefSeq, a predicted model, not a curated record